AUGGCUCCUCUCCGUGGCAAGCGUGUGCGUUCCACCUCUCCCUCUGCUGCCACCACUCCCGUCAGAAAGUCUGCAUGUCUUGAAGCUCAGCCGUCGAGUUCAACUCGACAGUCAUCAGCUGGGUUGUCUAUCAUGUCAACUGAUACUGACACCUCGGAGAGUUGGGAGGCGUUGCGCGCAGAAGCCGCCGAGAGGGCUGACAGCUAUGAGCCUCAGAACCGGCCCGAUGAAGGCAUUCUGAAAGCGUCGUUGCAUGCAUGUCUCCAAUGGCUUCCCGAAAGGGCCGUAACCGGGCAAAUGGAAGUCAAGCACUGGAUUAAGUGUAAGCGUCCUGCGGAUAUCCCAAAAGGACACGUCGAGGCAGCGCAUAUCAUCCCAAUUUCGUAUGCCUCAUGGGACAAAGCAUCGGUAAUAUCUUCUCAACGCCCUGACCAUGUACAUUAA
This is a messenger RNA of Aspergillus fumigatus Af293, 444 nucleotides long. RefSeq lists its product as uncharacterized. NCBI's taxonomy places the organism in Eukaryota, Fungi, Ascomycota, Eurotiomycetes, Eurotiales, Aspergillaceae. The record is from RefSeq and is a predicted model, not a curated record.